AUGAAGGGUCCUCAGAGACAGCCGUCCAUCGACUCCUCCGUCCAAUCCUCCGAAGACGGGCGCGCGCUGUACUUCCGCAAAGAUCUGGACACCAUCUCCCAGGACAGCCGAAACGGGGAACUGUCUUUUCUGCUGCAGGGGCCGGCAGCCAAGGCGGCCAUCCACAAAGGGACGCUGAGUGAGCCAGUGAAGCGAGCUCACAGAGUUAAAAUUCAUGAACCGCCGGAGACCAGGAGAGGCAUCUUCAGCCGGAUGUCCUCCACUGAUUCCCAUCAUUCUGGCGUUGCGCCCUGCAUGAGAGCGGAAAGCUUUGACCUCGAGACCUUUUCCCAGCCUUCUUGUGCCGACGGUCCUGCUCUCGACAGCCAAAAUCCGAUCAUUCAAGAGGAGCUGGAGAACGAGUUACCAGAGUCAGACUGCGCUGAGCAGCAGACAGUUCAGACAUCUGAGCCACAGCAGCCAGAAGUGUCUGGAGAAGCCCCCCCGGCCCCCCCGGCCCCCCCGGCCCCCCUGGCCCCCCUGGCUCCCCCGGAGCCCGACGGGGACAUCGCCACCGCCACAGAACCCGAUCCGCCGCCACAACCUGAGAGUCAGGCAGACCCCCUCCCUCAGCCUCAGCCUGUGCCACAGCCCGAAGCCAAAGCCCCCCCACUCGUCGCCCCGUCCUCCCCCGCCAGGGUCAGACGGACUUUAGAGGCCCCCGCCAACCCCCGGCCGUCCCCGCCCGUACGGACAAAGGCCCGCUCACGCAGUUGCCCCCGGAAACCGACUACCUCCCCGCAGACGCCCAUGGCGAGCCGCAGGCCGGCCCUGCAGUGGCAGGCGCAGCGCGCCCAGAGCCACGGCGGCUACAGCCACCAGGCCAGCCGCAUCCCCAACGGCCUCAGCCUGUCCGACAGCUCGUCCAGCAGCAGCGACAGCCUGGAGCUCCUGCCCCGUGGCGGCGGGCAGCAGGAGGGCACCCUGCAGAGGGAAAUGAAGGCCCUGUUCGACCAGAAGAUGAGGGAGAUCCGCUGCAAAUCGCCGCUUUUCCAGGACGGUGAGUAUUUGAGGUGAAACAACAGAGAGA
This is a messenger RNA of Salarias fasciatus (jewelled blenny), 1069 nucleotides long. RefSeq lists its product as uncharacterized. The record is from RefSeq and is a predicted model, not a curated record. The coding region runs from base 1 to 1056 and encodes 351 amino acids. Lineage: Eukaryota; Metazoa; Chordata; Actinopteri; Blenniiformes; Blenniidae. The transcript has a single exon.